Messenger RNA from Amphibalanus amphitrite, 2328 nucleotides. RefSeq names its product twinfilin-1-like. Lineage: Eukaryota; Metazoa; Arthropoda; Thecostraca; Balanomorpha; Balanidae. The transcript is spliced from 9 exons. The record is from RefSeq and is a predicted model, not a curated record. The coding region runs from base 315 to 1349 and encodes 344 amino acids. Gene Ontology annotation, cellular component: cytoplasm; myofibril; actin filament. Gene Ontology annotation, molecular function: actin filament binding; actin monomer binding. Gene Ontology annotation, biological process: barbed-end actin filament capping; positive regulation of neuron projection development; regulation of lamellipodium assembly.
CUUGUACCUUAAUUUAUUUUGUCACUGGUUUUUGAUGCAAGGUCCUAAAGUUUGUUAUCAUUAUCAGGAUCUAUAUCAAUAUACCGGAAAAACAGGUUUUCAUUUUUGAUGAAAUUUAAGGCCCUUUAUGUACCGAUGACAUUUUUGUGUGUGGUGGGUAGAUCAGUAGGGCUAGUUCAAGUUACUUACUUUGUUAUAGGCCGUGGGUUUGUUGAAAACCAAACAUACGCAUUGGGUUUGGUUUUGUUCUUGGUUUUGGUUUUGUUGAAGAAGUAGAUCUUAUUUCACAGAAGGAUUGCACUGUUUGUUAAACCAUGUCUCACCAAACUGGAAUAACAGCUAAUGAUGAAUUGGUGACAUUCUUUGGCAACUGCCGCAAUGGAAGUGUACGAGCUGUCAAAAUUUCCAUUGAAAAUGAGCAGCUGAGCCUGCACACACACGUGCCGGCCGACUCGACCUGGGAGCGGGACUGGGACAGCGUGGUUCCCGACCUGGUCGAUGACAAACAGCCCACCUAUGUGCUCUACAGGCUGGACUCGAAGAACUCGAUGGGUUUCGAGUGGCUGAUGAUCACCUGGUCGCCGGACGACUCGCCAGUCCGACAGAAAAUGCUCUACGCCUCCACAAAGGCCACGCUCAAGAAGGAGUUUGGCGGAGCUCAGAUCAAAGAUGAAGUGUUCGCGACCGUAAAGGAGGACGUCACGUUCAGCGGCUACCAGCGCCACCUGCGGGCGCAGAAGGCGCCGGCGCCGCGCUCCAUGGCAGAGGAGGAGAAGGCAGAGAUCCGCCGGGCGGAGGUGAGUGUCGACGUGGCGGUCGACACCAAGCAGCAGACGAUGGGCAGCGUGGCCUUCCCCAUCAGCCGAGACGCGCUGGAUGAGAUCAGCAGGCUGUCCGAGGGCCGGAUCAACUAUGUGCAGCUCAGCAUAGACCUGGACCGGGAGACCAUCAACCUGGCGGGUUCGGACAGCACGCCCGUGUCGGCGCUGGCGUCUCGCGUGCCCACUGACCAGGCGCGCUACCACCUGUACGUGUUCACACACCAGUACGAGGGCGACGUCUUCCACAGUCUCGUGUUCAUCUAUUCGAUGCCGGGGUACUGCUGCUCGAUCCGCGAGCGGAUGCUCUACUCCAGCUGCAAGUCUUCCGUGAUUGAUUUUAUUGAGAAUCAGUGUCAGCUGAACAUCACGAAAAAGAUCGAAAUAGACGACCCCUUAGAGCUGACGGAGCAGUUCCUACUGGACGAGAUCCACCCCAAGAAGAUGCUGCACCGACCAAAGUUCGCCAAGCCCAAGGGCCCGGCCAACCGGGGCGCUAAGCGGCUCACCAAAACCUCGCCGGACUCGUAGCCGAGAGGUGGCCCUCUCUUUGCGCGUGCUGUGCCGGUAAGCGGGCGGGGCGCCGGGCGCGACCGGCAACUGUCGUCUGCCACAUGACUGCGGAGUGUUCUAGUAAUCGCUGCGAUUUUGCCGUGAUCUAUUUACCAGUGCCGUCACAUGAUUGGCAUGUCAAUCAGUCUCAGUCCGCUAGAGGUUGGCUGGCAGACGUGCGAACGGCGCCAAAAAGUCGGCGACAAUUUCUGUGAUGUGUAAUCGUUAACUGUACGUCAAAGUCCUUUUAUAGCAGAGUUUCGAAAGGUUUUGUAUUCCGAGGAAUUUGGCGUAUCUUAUAGGCUUGCUGGUGAUAGCAGCCAAGGUUGUGAUAAAGGGCGAGGCCACCAAUGCAGCCUCGCUUUCUCCAUAUAUUGAAGCACUGAAGCGCCAAUCGAUCAUCUUGGAUCAGCUGAGAGCGACACCCGGUUCUGUCGGCGAUCAGGGGCUUCUGUAUCUGUCUGGUACCAAACUUCCCGAGCCAUCCUUGUGUACCUCUGGUGCGGUUCUUAACUUCUUCGUGCCGUGUUACUUCUUCAGACCCAGGAUCGUUGGGUUUACCAAAGACUGUCGGAAGUUAUGUAUCGAUGUCUUGAAAGUCGCCUGUCGGCACCGUCUUCAUGCUUGGUAUCGAUUAGUUGUUAAUCGCCGCUUUGAGAUAUAAAACGUAGCUGCACCCUGCGUUGAUCAGAUACAGGUGUGGACGAAAUGUCAUUUCGAGCUGUUUGCGGAUAAGAUACAGCAAUAUCUGCGCGUAAUAAGCGCCAAUUGGACGCUAAUUGGAUAUUCGAUCGUCGUGUGCUGAUAAUUGAUACCGCCCUUUAGACCACAGGCCAACUGAAAUGCGUAUUUAAUUAUCAAUUUCCACCUGGCCCAGGUAGUGAGUGGUGGGCGAUGAACAACGCUGACGUACUAUCCGCGACUCGUUUUAUAUGCGCUAAUAUACUGUGUUAGCUUA